This is a messenger RNA of Nothobranchius furzeri (turquoise killifish), 1513 nucleotides long. RefSeq names its product nucleoporin 43 (gene nup43). The record is from RefSeq and is a predicted model, not a curated record. Gene Ontology annotation, molecular function: protein binding. NCBI's taxonomy places the organism in Eukaryota, Metazoa, Chordata, Actinopteri, Cyprinodontiformes, Nothobranchiidae. Gene Ontology annotation, cellular component: nuclear pore outer ring.
GCAGAUCAGAUUGUUUGAUCCUGUUGAGCCACCGUACUUACGUUUAAAGCUAGUGGGCGCGUACAUAGAGCUAAGCUAACAUCAAUAAGAAUAUUUUUCGUAUUUAGGCAGCAGAAACGUUGGUUGUUCUCAUGGAGAGUGCUAAGUACGUGUCCCAAAAAGUCAGCAAGGCCAGAUGGCGUCCUGUGUCGUCUUCGUUUUUACAACAACCAGAAAUCUUUGCGACGGGAUCGUGGGACAACGAGGAAAACAAGAUAUCUAUUUGGUCCGUGGGUAAUUACGAAAAUUCGGGCCUGGAAGAUGGAUUUGAAGGAGAUCCGCAGCUUAUUUGUGAAAACAAGCACGAUGGAGAUGUUCUUGGCCUCCAGUUCCUGGAUCAAGAGAGAAUCGUCACGGCCUCAUCAACGGGAGCAGUCACCAUCUUCCGCCACCAUCACAACAGUCAGACAAUCUCAGUUUCCCAGCAGUGGGUGAAAGCGCACCAUUACCCCUGUGACAAUGCUCCCUGCACUGCAGUUGUGUGCAGCAGCCCUGAGAUCAUCACAGUUGGGGAGGACGGCAGGAUUAUUGUCCUCAGAGCCGACCAGGAUUGUAUGGCUCAAGUCAUAGAGAAUGCUGACAGCAGCACGAUUCAUGCUGUGACUUACCUGAGGACGACGGAGAUUUUGACUGUGAACUCCAUCGGACAAAUAAAGCUAUGGGAUCUAAGACAACAGAGCAACUCGGCAUCACAGAUUCUGUCCUUGUCAGGAGACAGAGUUCCUUUGUACUGCAUUGACAGACAUCCAAACCAGCAGCACAUUGUAGCCACAGGAGGCCAGGAUGGAAUGCUCUGUAUGUGGGAUGUGAGGCAAGGCAGCAUGCCCUCAUCCCUCAUGGAGGCCCACUCAGCUGAAAUGUGGGAGGUCCACUUCCACCCUACCAACCCAGAUCACCUGUUCACGUGUUCAGAGGAUGGAUCGCUGCUGCACUGGGAGACGUCCUCCCACUCAGACAUGCCCUCCUUUCUACAAGGUAGCAGAAACAGCAGCGUGACCUCUCGCAGUGCGAUGGCCCUUGCUGGAGGAAACCAGUCCCUCAUCAGUGCCUGGCUCAACGGAGACUCCAGUAAAAGCCGCCUGGAGACGACCCACAUGCUGCCCAGCCAGACGCUGUCUGUCAACAGCUUGGAUGUGCUUGGACAGUGCUUAGUUUGUGGAACUGAUGGAGAGGCUAUUUUUACCAACAAACAGGUCCCAGUUUAAAAGAUCUGGAGGUGACUAAUAAAUACAUGAAUGCAAAUUUUAAUUUGAUGUUUUGUGACACAUUGGAAGACUUUUUUUUUGUUACACAAAAAGCCAAUAUACCUACGCAAUGAAAGACCUCUGUGUCUGAUGCAAUGCUUCAUUCUUUGCAGUGACAGAAUAUGGAUUAGUGUUUUUGUAUGUCAUUCUGUACACAAUUGUUCAGAUUAAUAAUGUUUUGUACAGAUUACUUAAAAAACAAUAAAUAAAUAAAAUGUAACUUUCUCAAA